This is a messenger RNA of Suncus etruscus (white-toothed pygmy shrew), 2481 nucleotides long. It is a transcript of the gene ARHGEF3, whose product is annotated as Rho guanine nucleotide exchange factor 3. Bases 110 to 1705 code for a protein of 531 amino acids. Gene Ontology annotation, molecular function: guanyl-nucleotide exchange factor activity. NCBI's taxonomy places the organism in Eukaryota, Metazoa, Chordata, Mammalia, Eulipotyphla, Soricidae. Gene Ontology annotation, biological process: positive regulation of Rho protein signal transduction; intracellular signal transduction. The record is from RefSeq and is a predicted model, not a curated record. The transcript has 10 exons.
CCUUGUGGGGAUCUCCUGGAGAAUGUGAGGUUCUGGCUUCACCCACAAAACUUUGGCAGAAGGCUGAAAAAACAAAAAAGAUGAGCGUCUGGAGAGUUUCCACUGAAUUAUGAUUGAGGUUCACCACAAUUGGCAUCUUUGGCUUUUUCCAACAAAAUUUGGUGUCUUCAUGUGCUGUCCAGCGUCUACUGCAGGUCAGAUGGAGCUUAGGAAGACUCGGGAGCCUAGUAAUAAACGGGUGAAGCCCCUUUCCAGAGUCACGUCACUUGCCAACCUCAUCCCGCCUGUGAAAGCCACACCACUGAAGCGCUUCAGUCAGACUUUGCAGCGUUCCAUUAGUUUCCGCAGCGAGAGCCGGCCUGACAUUCUUGCCCCUCGACCCUGGUCCAGAAAUGCCACCUCUUCAAGCACCAAGCGGAGAGACAGCAAACUGUGGAGUGAGACCUUCGAUGUGUGUGUCAAUCAGAUGCUUACAUCCAAAGAAAUCAAGCGGCAAGAGGCAAUCUUUGAGCUUUCCCAAGGAGAAGAAGACUUGAUAGAAGACUUGAAGUUGGCCAAAAAGGCUUAUCAUGACCCCAUGCUGAAACUUUCCAUAAUGACAGAACAAGAAUUAACUCAAAUCUUUGGAACACUGGACUCUCUCAUUCCUCUACAUGAAGAUCUUCUGAGUCAGCUCCGGGGUGCUCGAAAGCCCGAUGGUUCAACUGAUUAUGUUGGCCCCAUCCUCGUGGGCUGGCUGCCUUGUCUCAGCUCCUAUGACAGCUACUGCAGCAAUCAAGUUGCCGCCAAAGCUCUCCUGGACCACAAAAAGCAAGAUCACCGAGUUCAAGAUUUCUUACAGCGAUGCUUAGAAUCCCCCUUUAGCCGCAAACUGGAUCUCUGGAAUUUCCUCGACAUCCCAAGGAGCCGUCUGGUGAAAUACCCUCUGUUGCUUCGAGAAAUCUUAAGGCACACACCAAAUGAUAACCCGGAUCAGCAGCGCCUGGAGGAAGCUAUAAACAUCAUUCAAGGAAUUGUGGCAGAAAUCAACGUCAAGACUGGAGAAUCUGAAUGCCGCUACUAUAAAGAGCGACUUCUUUACUUGGAAGAAGGCCAGAAGGAUGCCCUGAUCGACAGCUCCAGAGUGCUGUGUUGUCACGGCGAACUGAAGAACAACCGGGGUGUGAAACUGCACGUUUUCCUCUUCCAAGAAGUGCUUGUCAUCACUCGAGCUGUCACCCACAACGAGCAGCUCUGCUACCAGUUGUACCGGCAGCCCAUUCCAGUGAAGGACCUGCUGCUGGAAGAUCUGCAAGAUGGAGAAGUGAGGCUGGGUGGCUCAUUGCGCGGUGCUUUCAGCAACAACGAAAGAAUUAAGAACUUCUUCCGAGUAAGUUUCAAGAACGGAGCCCAAAGCCAGACCCAUUCACUCCAAGCCAACGACACCUUCAACAAACAGCAGUGGCUCAACUGUAUCCGUCAAGCCAAAGAGACGGUCCUCUGUGCAGCUGGCCAAGCCGGGAUGCUGGACUCCGAGGGACCAUUUCUAGAUUCUGCCAGUGGGAGCGGGGAGCCUCAGGGAGAAACACAACUUGAGCAGAUGGACCCAUCGGACAGUGAGUCUGACUGUAGCAUGGACACCAGCGAAGUGAGCCUGGACUGUGAACGCAUGGAACAGACAGACUCCUCCUGUGGGAACAGCAAGCACAUUGAAAGCAACGUCUGACAGAGCCUGCGUACUUCCCAGAAGUAGCCCCGUGUCUUACCUGUACAGUAUUUGCAUUCCACACACGGAACAGUUCGGAGAAGCACUUUUGAAUCCUUUGGUGACUGCGUUGGUUCAGCCUCGUGUAUCCGUCCUCAUGUCCCUAGUACUGUAACCGCCAUUCUGUCUGGAGAAGCUAGCACCUGGUAACUAUGGCUUUGUUGUAUUCCACAAGUGUCUGGAUGGAUGGAGAGGUCCCUAAACGAGUGAUGUUCAGUUUUCCUGGUAGAUUUUUUAAAAUGGAAGGAAAGUGGCUAUCUCAAUGACUGUGUCGUGCAAAUUUCUGGAAGAGUCCCUCUCAAGAGUUGUUUUUUUUUAACUUCUUUGAUAUGGAUUGAAUUUUGAGAGCUUGAGGACAGGCCACAAGGAAGUCACUCCUGUGUUGCAAAAGCAUCUGAAGAAGAACUGGGAAAGAUGAAUGCUUGGAGUGAACUUGCUUCAAUGUCAUCCAGCCAGAAAGCUGAAAGCAUGGAAGCAUUCCUGGGGGUUCUAGAGGCUUUAUUUUAUGAAAUAAAAUCUUGACCUUGCCAUUUAUUUCAUUCCAUGUAGACCCCAUGCAAAUAGGAGAUAGAGUAUGAUCUUAACAGGAUCGGCACAAAAGCAGCUCCCAGCACUGAAACUCGAACACCAGUGUGCGUUGUACCAGCAGGUCUCUGCCAGAGCAGCCAGCUUGUGCGAGAGAGACCCUCUUGUAGCCUGACACUGGAAAAGCACUCAAGGGCCUGGGUAGCCUGGCA